Odocoileus virginianus texanus is the source of this 10681-nucleotide messenger RNA. Lineage: Eukaryota; Metazoa; Chordata; Mammalia; Artiodactyla; Cervidae. The record is from RefSeq and is a predicted model, not a curated record.
GCCGCGGCGCAAUGCGGAAGAGAUGGACGCGCCGGAGCGGAAGUGACGGUUGAGGUGGCGGCGGCCGCGGAAGGAGGAGGAGCCGGAGGAAGAGGGCUGCCUCCGAAGAAAGGAGAAUGGCGUUCAGCAAAGGAUUUCGGAUCUAUCACAAAUUGGAUCCCCCACCUUUCAGCCUCAUAGUGGAAACCAGGCACAAGGAAGAAUGUCUCAUGUUCGAGUCUGGGGCUGUAGCGGUGCUCUCAUCAGCAGAAAAAGAGGCAAUCAAGGGUACAUACUCCAAAGUUCUAGAUGCCUAUGGACUUUUAGGUGUUUUACGAUUAAAUCUUGGUGAUAUUAUGUUACAUUAUCUGGUCCUAGUCACUGGAUGUAUGUCUGUUGGGAAAAUUCAAGAAUCUGAAGUUUUCCGAGUUACUUCCACUGAAUUUAUGUCACUGCGAGUUGAUUCUUCGGACGAGGAUCGCAUUUCGGAAGUGCGAAAAGUUUUAAAUUCAGGAAACUUUUAUUUUGCAUGGUCUGCAUCCGGAGUCAGUUUGGAUCUGAGUCUUAAUGCCCACCGUAGCGUGCAAGAACACACAACUGACAAUAGAUUUUUCUGGAAUCAGUCUUUGCACUUGCAUCUCAAGCACUACGGUGUGAAUUGUGACGACUGGUUAUUACGCCUCAUGUGUGGGGGAGUAGAAAUCAGAACAAUUUAUGCUGCUCAUAAACAGGCAAAGGCUUGCCUCAUUUCCAGACUGAGCUGUGAACGAGCUGGGACCAGGUUUAACGUCCGGGGAACAAAUGAUGAUGGUCACGUCGCCAAUUUUGUAGAAACGGAACAGGUUGUGUACUUAGAUGACUCUGUUUCUUCCUUCAUACAAAUCCGGGGAUCUGUCCCAUUGUUCUGGGAGCAACCAGGAUUGCAGGUGGGAUCCCAUCGUGUUCGUAUGUCAAGGGGAUUUGAAGCCAAUGCACCCGCUUUUGACAGGCAUUUUAGGACACUUAAGAAUUUGUAUGGUAAACAAAUAAUAGUAAAUCUGCUUGGAUCUAAGGAAGGUGAACAUAUGCUAAGUAAGGCUUUCCAGAGUCAUCUGAAAGCUUCUGAACAUGCUGCUGAUAUCCAGAUGGUGAAUUUUGACUAUCAUCAAAUGGUUAAAGGAGGAAAGGCAGAAAAAUUACAUAGUGUUCUUAAACCUCAAGUCCAAAAGUUUCUGGAUUAUGGAAUUUUUCAUUUUGAUGGAAGUGAAGUUCAAAGGUGCCAGAGUGGUACAGUUCGAACAAACUGCUUGGAUUGUCUUGACAGAACAAAUAGUGUGCAGGCAUUCCUUGGAUUAGAGAUGCUGACUAAACAGUUGGAAGCUCUUGGUUUAGCUGAAAAGCCUCAGUUGGUGACUCGCUUUCAAGAAGUUUUUCGAUCAAUGUGGUCUGUGAAUGGUGAUUCAAUAAGUAAGAUUUAUGCAGGAACUGGAGCCCUUGAAGGAAAGGCUAAGGCUGGAAAGUUAAAAGAUGGUGCUCGUUCAGUUAGUAGAACAAUUCAGAAUAACUUCUUUGACAGCUCCAAGCAAGAAGCAAUUGAUGUUUUGCUCCUGGGAAAUACUCUAAAUAGUGAUUUAGCUGACAAAGCUCGAGCCCUUUUAACUACUGGAAGUUUGCGUGUUUCUGAACAGACAUUACAGUCAGCAUCUUCUAAAGUCCUAAAGAGCAUGUGCGAGAAUUUCUACAAGUAUUCAAAGCCCAAGAAAAUUCGAGUAUGUGUGGGCACCUGGAACGUGAAUGGCGGGAAGCAGUUUCGCAGCAUAGCUUUUAAGAAUCAGACCCUUACGGACUGGCUUCUUGAUGCCCCCAAGUUAGCUGGCAUCCAGGAGUUUCAAGAUAAAAGAAGUAAACCAAUGGAUAUAUUUGCAAUUGGUUUUGAGGAAAUGGUAGAGUUGAAUGCUGGAAACAUUGUGAAUGCAAGCACAACAAAUCAGAAACUCUGGGCUGUGGAACUUCAGAAGACCAUCUCCAGAGACAACAAGUAUGUACUGCUGGCCUCUGAGCAGUUGGUGGGCGUCUGUCUGUUUGUUUUUAUCAGACCACAGCACGCUCCAUUCAUCAGGGAUGUUGCGGUUGAUACUGUGAAAACUGGAAUGGGAGGUGCAACUGGAAAUAAGGGAGCAGUUGCGAUACGGAUGCUGUUCCACACCACAAGCCUCUGCUUUGUCUGCAGCCACUUCGCUGCAGGGCAGUCCCAGGUCAAAGAGCGAAAUGACGAUUUUGUAGAAAUAGCUCGGAAGUUGAGUUUUCCAAUGGGAAGGCUGCUCUUCUCCCAUGACUAUGUGUUUUGGUGUGGUGAUUUCAACUACCGAAUCGAUCUCCCUAAUGAGGAAGUGAAGGAGCUUAUCAGACAGCAAAACUGGGAUUCUCUUAUUGCAGGAGAUCAGCUUAUCAAUCAGAAAAAUGCUGGACAGAUUUUUAGAGGAUUUUUAGAAGGAAAAGUGACCUUUGCUCCAACGUAUAAAUAUGACUUGUUUUCUGAUGACUACGAUACUAGUGAAAAGUGCCGCACCCCUGCAUGGACAGACCGUGUCCUCUGGAGAAGACGGAAGUGGCCUUUUGAUAGAUCAGCUGAAGAUUUAGAUCUCCUAAAUGCUAGUUUUCAAGAUGAAAGCAAAAUCCUCUACACUUGGACUCCUGGCACUUUGCUGCACUAUGGAAGGGCCGAGCUAAAGACUUCUGACCAUAGGCCUGUCGUUGCCCUGAUCGAUAUUGAUAUAUUUGAAGUUGAAGCUGAAGAGAGGCAAAACAUUUAUAAGGAAGUAAUCGCAGUUCAGGGUCCACCAGAUGGCACGGUGCUGGUCUCAAUCAGGAGCUCUUUACCGGAAAAUAAUUUUUUCAACGAUGCUUUGAUUGAUGAGCUUUUACAGCAGUUUACAAAUUUUGGUGAAGUUAUACUCAUAAGAUUUGUGGAAGAUAAAAUGUGGGUUACAUUUUUGGAGGGAAGCUCUGCCUUGAGUGUUCUGAACCUGAAUGGGAAAGAGUUAUUGGGUAGGACUAUAACAAUUACUUUAAAAAGUCCAGACUGGAUCAAAACUUUGGAAGAAGAAAUGAGCUUAGAGAAAAUCAACGUCCCCUUGCCAUCAUCAACCAGCUCAACCCUCCUAGGUGAAGACGCAGAGGUCACUGCCGACUUCGAUAUGGAAGGUGAUGUGGAUGACUAUAGUGCUGAGGUAGAGGAGAUCCUUCCUCAGCAUCUCCAGCCGUCUUCCAGUUCUGGCCUUGGCACGUCCCCCAGUUCUUCACCCCGGACCAGUCCCUGCCAGUCACCUACCAUAUCGGAGGGACCCGUGCCUUCCCUCCCAGUGAGACCAAGUCGAGCUCCGUCCAGAACACCCGGGCCCCCUGCUUCACAGAAUUCUCCUGUAGACGCCCUGCCAGCAACACAGCUACAGCAGAAAGAGUCUUCCCAGACCCUGGAACCCAAGCGGCCUCCCCCUCCCCGCCCGGUUGCUCCUCCCGCACGUCCAGCUCCCCCACAACGACCGCCUCCGCCUUCAGGGGCUAGGAGUCCUGCACCUGCUAGAAAAGAGUUUGGAGGUGGUGGAGCCCCUCCCAGUCCGGGGGUAGCUAGGCGAGAGAUGGAAGCGCCCAAAAGCCCUGGAACAACACGGAGAGAUAAUCUAGGACGCAGCCAGCCUCCACCUCAAGCCGGACUGCCAGGCCCGGGACUUGCCGGACACAGUGCAGCCAGACCGAUUAUUCCACCCCGUGCUGGAGUCAUCAGCGCCCCCCAGAGCCACGCACGGGCAUCUGCUGGGAGACUGACUCCUGAAAGCCAAAGCAAACCCUCAGAAGUACAGAAAGGGCCAGCUCUUCUUCCUGAACCCCUGAAGCCUCAGGCCGCCCUUCCUGUGCCGCCUUCUCUGCCGCCACCUCUUCAGAAGAUGCAGGAGCCUCUCAUCCCAGUGGCCGCACCUCUGACCCAGGCUGCCCUGCAGCCCAGCCUGGAAACGCCCCCACAGCCGCCCCCUCGGAGCAGGUCGUCCCACAGCUUGCCUUCUGAACCUCCUGAGUUCUCAGAGAGUGACCCUAGAUUAGGGCUCUUUCCCUAAAGGCUGUUUUCCCUAAAACUUCCAAAUGGCUCCCAGGCUGUUUUGCCUUGUUUAAAGCGUAGGUGAUUUUUUUGGUUUUUCUGUGUAUAAUUUACUUUGGAUACUUAAUUAGAAUGGACAGUAAUAAUUUAGUUUCUUUUUGUUCACAGCUAUUAGAUUAGUUUUGACCUUUACCUCCUGGACAGAAAGGCAGUCAGGUCAGUCCCUGGCCAUUGGCAGUAAAUUUCCAAUAAUCCUGUUUCUCCUGAUGCUGCAGUUAGGUCUUUUCUGUGAUGGAGCUGGCACUGGGCUUCCUUGGGGAUCUCUAACAGUUUCAGAUACUACUGGAUCCAUUUAGAUGUUUCAGGCAUGCAGCAGUAGGCUUAUUCGCCAAAGUAAAAACCAUGUUCUCAUGAGUAUCGCAUAGAAAAUAGUGCCAUUGCCUUGGUGAGUGGAAAUCACAGGGUCACAGGGACUUCUGUUAUCCCAGAGUGAUCUCACAUUGGAAAGCCUUCUGGUGUGUAUACACAAAGUUGUUUCAACACAAGGAUAUUCAUGCAAAUUGAAUUGUUUUACGUGGAGGCUGUUUUACUUAGUUUUUAUUAUAUACAUCUCAGUAAAAUCAUUAAAAUAAGGUUUAUCUUUAGUAAAAGUUUAUCUUUAGUAUAAGGCUUAUCUUUUUAUUUGUGUUGUCUAGCCUCACAUUGAAUUUUAUCAAAAAGUUUUAACUUGAAAAUUCCAUCAAGGUCAAAGAAGUGAAGUUUGAGUCUGCUUUUAUUUUGGAAUAGUCUAAAAUACAGAACUGUUACACUGGUGAUGUCCCUUAAGCAUGUUUAUAAUAAUAGUUUGCAUUUAUUUUUACAGGUAUAUGAGUAUGUCCAGCUAGUUGGCAGAAGUUAGCAGUUUCUAUGCUUCUUCAUAGUGAAAAACAGAUUAUAAAGUAAAUACGAAUCUUGAAACAAUAUGAAUAUUGUUAGUAAUGAGCACUUAUUAGACUAUUGGUCCCAUUUUUUAAAAAGCUACGACAGAUAUAUAAUUAAGAAUAAUAUUCUCUUAAGCUAAUUAACACCAAAAAGUAUUCUGUAGUUGACAGUGCUGAGGAUAUAUAGUAAUUAUAUAGAAGUCCUUCAAACAAUAAAUGUCCAUUAUUUUCUCUGUGCCAAUCUACUUUUAGUGCAUGAUGAUUUUUUUCUUUUCAUUUUCUUGUAAGGUGUAGCAUUAUAUUUAUUAUUUAUUUAUUUAUUUAUUUAUUUUUAGUGUAAUCGGGGGGCAAGAAACUUUCAAAGAAGCCAUCUUAGAGCUUUGUAUUAGUACAGUUUUAGGACAGAAGGUGAUCAUGAUUUUCACAGUAAAGUUGAACCCUAAUUCCUAAAAUUCUGUAAGAUGUUUUCUGUAUUGAAAAUAGGUGUGGUACUUUGAACAGCUUCAGAAAGAACACACUGUCAAGGAAGAUUGUAGUUCUCAGCAGAAAGUCAUCUUAUGACACAAAUAGUAUAGGAUGAAUAUUCCAUGACUGCCAUGUAUCAUUUUCUUAGGUCAUUUUCCCAUGUUUUGCUUUCUGAUUUUCAUUGGAAUUGGUAUGAUGAUUUGGUGACAAAGCACAGCAAGCCUGUGCUUUGUGUGUGUGUAUUCUUGACUCUUAUAUUCUGGUCAUUAAAACUGUGAAAGGUGUUUGUUUUAAGCCUUUUUUUUGCCUCAGUCGUUGAUAUCAAAUCUCUCUACACGUUAUAUACACAGACCCACUUUUCUGGGGUGUGGAGGUCUUGCUCAUGUGUAGACUGCCUUUGUGAAAGAUCACAAAGAGCUUAGUUUCCUCCUGGGAGCUUACAGUCAGAAAGAGAGGGAGGCAUUUUACUUUUUGUGCCUUUUUAACUUUGAACCAUAAAAAUAAUGCCUAUUCAAAAAAUAAUAAACAUCUAAAGUUUUAAAAAUUCUUCUAUAGUGGCUAUAACUCGAAAAGGGUAAGUUAGUAAAAUAACUCACAUUUUAAUAUUUUGGUAGUAAUAUGAAAUAGUCUUAGAAUUUAACACUUAGUAAUUUUUACACAUCUUUAUUACUUCUGCCAAAAAUAUACAAGGUAUUUAAAACAUAGAAACACACAUGACCCAGCUUUACUUGUUAUUACUAUUUAAGUUCUUUGAUUCUAUAAUUCUGAAUAGAAAAGAUUCUUCUAAUUCAAAUGAUUAUAUGUUAUAUAUCCUUUAGAAAAUGUACAAAUGCUCCACUUAUCUGACUUUCAGUGUCUUAGUCAUCUGAUUAACAGCUGAAAACCAGAAGUCAGGAAUCCAAUGGGAAGUAAAGUAAUAGCAUCACAGCUAUACUAUUGAAGUUAUAGCUGACAGUGAGAGAAGAGACCAAGUAGAAAAUCUCAGGACUUCCCUGGCAGUCCAGUGGUUAAGACCCCGUGCAUACUCUGCAGAGGGCACGGGUUUGAUCCCUGGUCAGGGAACUAAGAUCCUGCAUGCUUCACAGCACAGCCAAAAAAGAAAAAAAAUCUCAGCUUUCUGGAUCAAUUUAAUACCACCCCCUUGCAUCUUAGUAUAAACCCAUUCCCAGUUUUUAUCCAAGUCUUCCAAACUAAUGUAUCAGGAUUAUCAAGAAAGGUUAAAUUGAGGAGUCUCAUGUUUUGUAGUAACACAUUUUAUAUAAUAUAUAACAAAUACAUUAUUUAUAAAAUAAUUUAUUUUAGCAUGGUGUCUCUCUAUACUGUCUAAGUGAGUUUUGGUAUUUUAAAAUAAGGUAAGCUUUAAAUAUUGGGGAAGAUUUAUUCAAACUUUCUUAAGAAUACUGUAAUUUUUUAAAGUACUGCUACUAUAUUAUAGAUUGUGAUUUCAUCUUUAGUAUCACCCUUCAGAAAAUUUGAGUGAUAGAGUAAUAGAACAAGCCUGGAUCCUAACCAUGUUAAAAUAAAUACUAGUUUUCACUUUUCCACAAAGUGGUGCCAUUUUGUACAAUUUCUCUAAUCAUGAUAAACCCAUAGACUUGUCUUAAGGCUGUGUCCUAACCUUUUUGGGCUGCCGUAACAAAAUACCAUGAACUGGGUGACUCGGGCAGUAGAAAUUUGUGUUCUCAAGUUCUGGAGGCUAGAAGCCUGAGAUCAGGAUGCCAGCAUGGUUGGGUUUCUGCCAGGGCCUCUUCUCCUGUGUCCACAUGGCCUUUCCUUGGUGCUUGCACAAGGGAAGAAAGAGCAAGCCCUCUGGUGUGUCUCCUCCAAAGGGUGCUAGUUCCAUCGAGAGGGCCCACUCUCAUGACCUCAUCUAACCCCAGUCACCUCCCAGAGGCCACGUCUCCAAAUACCAUCAUAUAAAGGAGGUUGGGGUUCAUUCAGCAUACGAAUCUGGGGGGGACACAAACAUUUCAUCCAUGGCCUGCUGAAAAUACUUCAGUGCUCCAAUAAUGUAUUUGGAAUAUUAUUUUUAGAAUGACUACUUUGAACUAGUUAGUAACCAACCUCAGACAAAAUUAAGUCCUGAGCCCUAUUACAGCAGUACAUUUUAUUGUCUCUUGAUCUUAUACUGUGACGUGCAGAUCUCACUGCUCUUGGAUUUUGUACAUAAUAUAAAACUGAAAGUGUUUUGAAGACUGAAUUGUUAGGGUUGCUGGUUGGUCUCAGAUUGUCCUCCUAACUCUUUCCCUUUUCCCUUGAUGUCUGUGUUUCGUUUCUCAAAGCAGGAGCAACCAUCAGGGUAACAGGUGAAAACAAACGGAGUCUCCACCGUCAGACUGGACUCGCCAUUAAAGAGUGACCCAUUUGAGGACUUGUCAUUGACCCUGCUUGCUGUGUCAAAGGCUCAGCCAUCUGUUCACACCCCAAGCCCAAGGGGGCUGACGCCGUUGCCUUCUGCAACCCCAAGUAACGCAAACACUCUGAGUUCUGUAAGCUGCAUGCCGACAAUGCCUCCAAUUCCAGCCCGGAGUAAAUCCCAGGAAAACAUGCGACGUUCCCCAAAUCCAUUCAUCCCAAGCUCAAGCAGCACAAAUCCUUUUACUGACAGGACUGCCGUUCCCAGAAACCCAUUUCGAGCUGAGUCUCAAGAAUCAGAGGCCACUUCAUGGUUCUCCAAAGAAGAGCCUGUUGCUCAGAGUCCAUUCUCUUCGCUGAGGCCUCUGGGUCAGAACAGUAGCAAGCCUUCAUCCUCCCUGGAUGGGUUUAAGGACAGUUUUGAUCCGCAGGGCCCGCCUGUACUAACAGUCAGCAACCCCAAAGGAUGGGUAACCUUCGAGGAGGAAGAGGACUUUGCUGUGACAGGGAAGUCAGGGUCCACUCGUCCAGAUGUUUUCCUGGGUAAGCAGCCGAGCUCAUCUCCUGGCUCCAAGGUGACGCUUGCUGAUGACUGGGGUACAAGUACCAAUGUGUCUUUCUGUGUGUUGCCAGCAAGAAGACCACCCCCACCGCCUGUCCCUCUGCUCCCACCUGGCACCACCCCUCCCGCAGACCCUUUCACAGCCCUGGCCUCUAAGGUAUCACCCACACUAGACUUGACGGAAAGAUAAAGUCACACAGUAGAGAGCAGUUGUCCCUUUAGUUUUGGCAGGGUAGAGCCAAGAGAUUUGGGCAUUCGUUAUUCAUGAUGUGCAAUAAGUAAUUGUUAAGUGCACUGAUGUUGUCCUGAAAUACCACUAUUUAAUGUGUACAGAGUUGGAAUAUGUGUAUAUCAGAAAUAAGGAAAAAUCUUUCUCAUUAUUAACUGGAAUUUUGGUGUGUUUCUGUUUGGAUAAAUAAGAGAGUAGAAGCCAUAAAAAGUGCUCGAAGCUACUUUAGAAAAGUCCUCAUUCAGACAUUCUUCAUCAGUCUCCUUUAAAGCAUCUCAAAAAGCCCAGACAACUUCUAGCUGACAUUGCUGCCAGCCCUUUGCUACUUGUUAACAAUUGGUGUUUAUAAGUAUUUACCAAAGAGCCAUCAAAGGUACACUGAAACAGAAUUUAGAAAGACAUUGCUUUAAAAAAAACAGUGUAUACACACACAAACACACAAAUGUAUACACUUACAUACUGGUAAAUUGCAUCACUUAAAUUCUAGGGUAUAAGUCAGACUAAAUUUUUACCUAAAAGUUGUAACAGAGUUCUCUUUUCCAUAUAAUCAAAUGGAUGGCUGAAAAUGAAAUUUGGAUAUUUCCAUUAUCUUUCUUUCCAAAACUAGAGUAAUCUCACAAUGGAACCAGAAUUUGCCCCCAUUGCCACCCCUUCUGGACACCCAUACCACACACCCCCUUGUCACUCUGCUCCCACACCUCUGCCUGCUUUUCUGGGGGAAGAGCUUCUUGCAGCCGGAAGUAGCAUAUUGUGUGGACCGACCCUCCUGCCCUUUCAAAAAAGCACGCUGCCCACAGAUGUCAGGAAGGCACGUGCCACCAAGUUCAAUGAGAAGUAAAUGAGAGUUAAAGGUCCAUGAAGGUGUCCGAGGCCCCAUGGCCUUCCUCACUUCUCAAGCUGGUGAGCCAGGCAGCGCCCACCCUGGGGGUCGCUGAACUGGAAUCUACCGUGUGUUCUCUCCCCCAUCUGUGAUGCUGCUUUACGUUCUUAGAGGCUACACUUCAAAUUAGCUGUGGAUUUUGUCUCCUGCACUGCCAGUAUGCAGCUGAUCCUGCUUUUGGUUAAUUUUAUGAAGACGUUCAUAAUUUCUACAGAAUGUAGUAUUUUGAUAUCAUUGAGGAAUCCUAAUCAGAAAAUUCCUGGAGCAAUAGUUGUUUUGCUGUCAGUUUGAAAUCACCUUUACCCAUUAUAUUAGCAUUCCUUUUAUACAAACAGUUGUAAAUGUCACCUGAAUUCCAUUGUCCACAUUUAACCUUUAACACGUGCAUUGGGGGAAUAUCAGAAAAUGGAGUUAACGGCUAAGAAUACAUAAGAUGUAGAAAAGCACAGCAAGCUGCGUCGCACUUAACCACAUAAAGCAAAUCUAUUAGGAAAAAAGCACUUUUCUAAAUGCUCAAAUGUUAUCAGAAUACUAUAUUUAUAAAAGUAAUUCUCUCUCUAUUAACAGCCAGGACUUGCUGUUAGAAAUAACUCUUGUGAGUUUUAUAUUGCGCUUUUUGGGGGGUUCUAAUCAUUUCAGCAGUAGUAUAUUUUAAACAGCAGUAUUACUAUAAGCAGUGUGCUUCAAAAUGUGAAUUAACUUGUUGAAACUGUGGCUUUAACAUCUGUGUGAUUAGUGUAUACGGUAUUUGCUCUCCGUUAGGAAAAUAACUCAUUAUAAACUUUAGUGCAACUGCAGUUCUGUGAGCAGUGUUUCCCAUUGAAUAGAAACUACUGUCUAAAAUAUACAUAUCAAGCAGCAGCUCAGCCUUUGUCAGGAAAUUCUAUUGAUACUUGGCAAGUUGCUGAAAAAGGGCACAAAGUUAUGACAGACAGUUAAAGGUAUGCUGCAAUAACUAGCCAUUAUUCUGCAUAUUAUUAAAAUAUUGACCAGUUCUGUUAAAAGCAGAGCAGAAGCUAGACACUAAGGAUCUCUGUGAAUUCUUUGUUCUCUAUAGUAGAUUGCUGUUUAUAUGUAAGAAUUUUAUUGCUUAUGUGGCACACAGUAUUUAUAACUAUAUACUUUAUAGGAGUACAGUAUUAAAGUCGGUGGCAUAUAAUCACUGAACAUAUCCUGUGAAAUGUGCUGUCAUAUGAAAUAAAUAUACCUGUCUUUACCA